Zootoca vivipara (common lizard) is the source of this 3055-nucleotide messenger RNA. RefSeq lists its product as uncharacterized. Gene Ontology annotation, cellular component: extracellular region. Gene Ontology annotation, molecular function: chemokine activity. The record is from RefSeq and is a predicted model, not a curated record. NCBI's taxonomy places the organism in Eukaryota, Metazoa, Chordata, Lepidosauria, Squamata, Lacertidae. Gene Ontology annotation, biological process: immune response.
GAAGGAGGCGCGGAAUCUGGGAAUGGCGCUGCUGCUGAUCGUUCUGCGAGGUGCGCAUUGGAGAGCGAGGCUCGCGGAGAGCCGGGCUUAGGAGCGCCCGCCUCAGCCGCCGGGCAGGAGCAUGCCGGACCCUCUGCUGCUGGCGCUGGGCUGGGUGGCGGCGGCAGCGGCCAUCGCCUCGACGUGGCCCGUCCAGGUGGCAGGAGAACCGGAAGUAGCAAAAGGCUGUGCAAACGAAUGCAGAGGUUAUUUACGCAAACCGAUUGAGCUGAUCAGACUGCAAAAUUAUACAAAAAGGACAUGUGGGACGAAGACUUUGGUGAUAUUUAUCAAUAAGAAGAAUCAGAAAUUAUGUGCGAGACCAGAGGAAGUCUGGGUGCAGGAGGUUAUGAGGCAGCUGGAUGCACGGAACACUCCUACAGAAGUGACACCUGGGUUUGACAAACACUGGGGAGGUACUGUCCCCAUAUCAGCUCACCCUGGGGGUCCACCUGACACCACUGUCACUUUUAGCACAGCUACUUACGCUCCCAAACCAGCAGUGACGGUGACCAGAGCGACCCUAAAUCCCGAAACCCUUGCAAGUGGCACUAUGGUUUCCCAAACCUCUGUUGGACCAAAGAGAUAUGAGGGAAGUCUCACAACUGUUGGGAAAGGCCUGGAAGAGUUCCCUGGAUCAACUCGUGAUUUGGUGGCAUCUCCAUCCAGCUCCCCCCUAAGCAAUUUUAUUAUUGCAGAUUCCACGGCAAAAGGCACUAAGCCGAUCACAGCAUCUGCCACAUCCCAAGCUUCCUCCAAACAACUGACUUCAGUUCCGAGCAGCUCCAGCAGCACAGGUACCGGACGGCAGUCAACUGUGGGGCUCCUAACUGCUGAAGCAAACAUGCACACUUCUACCAGUUCAGCAGGUACUUCGUCAACGUCAGGCUUUCCCCAGGAGAACACAGCUGGGAAAAGCAAAGCACAGCCAACCACAAGCACUCCUGAGGUCCCAUUUGCCUUCUCUCCCGGUGCUUUGGCUGGACCCCGAAGUCACGUCAUCUUCAUGGCUUCCGUGGGGGCUUUUCUAUGUCUCACCAUGGUCGUUGUUGUGUGGGCAUACGCUAGGCCCAGCAUUUGCACCAGAACACCACCUAGGGAAGUGGUCCAAGGCUUGCUCUUCACUUCCUCUGACUCUCAAUCUGAUGCCUUGGCCAUGGAUAUUCUUUAACUUGCCUGUGACUUGUGUCUAAAAAUGCUUCUUUCACUCCAGGGGUUUAACCAAGGUCAUUGAAUAAAAUAGGGGGAGCAGGUAAGCCCCAUACUGCAUAUUCAAUCACAAGAUGCAGUGCACACACAUCAGAUGAAUGGCAAUGCCCAUCGGCAAGACAGAUGGUGUGAGCUUCCCCCACAAGAGUGGGACCUGUGACAUGGGCAGCAGGAUGUAGCAAACACAUUGCCCAAGGGUAGUGAGAGAGGCCUUAUCCUGCAGGAAUAUGAACUCAGGCCACUUCAAAGUGGGAGGCAGGCCUUCUCACCAAACCCCUCUGCUAGGGGAACAGAAAACGACUGCUUCCUGAGCCAUUCAAGCCAUGUGUACGCUGAUUGGUUGGAAGCAGAGCUGGAGCAGUGCCAAGGCAACUGUAUAAGACCUGAGACCAAGGUCAAAGGCUCACCGGGGACAUAUAAUCAAGCAUCCUUGGAAAGGACUCCUCCUAAAGUUGUUUGCUUGAUCUUCCUUUAUUGGUCAAAGUAGGCAAGUGUUGAAUCUGUUGGUGUCUCCGUAGUCCACCAAGAUUCAAAUCUCACGAGGUUGCUUAGACCCUGUAGACCAGGGUAGAUCAGGGCCACAUUCUGCCAAGGGCCACAUUCCCUUCAGGGUAAUCUGAUGGGGGCCGCAUGUCAAUGGGGGCGGGCAGAGCCUCUCACCUCCCUUCUCUCUCUCCCUGCCCACUGGGUUGCAGGCAGAAGGGCAGAUUGCUCUUGUCAGAGGUCUUAACUGCUUGCUUGUGGUGGUCUUCCUCUCCAUCCUUCCAUUUUGCCUUCCUCCUCUCCCUGCUCUCUCUUUCCUUCCAGGCUCUCACCCUCCUCUAGCAUGAAAUUAGGCAGGGGGCUCCAAGUAACCUGUUGGCUACGGACUCUCCGCCUCUGCAACCUGCACCUGCUGGUGUUUGCGGCCAAGUACUUAGCACGGGCUUCCUCAGCCUCGGCCCUUCAGAUGUUUUUGGCCUACAACUCCCAUGAUCCCUAGCUAGCAGGACCAGUGGUCAGGGAUGGUGGGAAUUGUAGUCUCAAAACAUCUGGAGGGCCGAGGGUGAGGAAGCCUGACUUAGCACAUGGAAAUUACCAUUUCAAGUAUGGGAGAGAAGUGGGAAAGUAUUACGUAUGUUGAAAUUUGCACUAAACGCUCAAGACCAAAAACCAGGUCAUUUAGCCAAGCUCAAGGUGUACAGUAGUUUUGUGUCCUUAUCCAUAGAAUGGGUAUUUUCUGGGUUUGCUAUGUGGUGUUUUGUAUUUUCUUUAAGUAAAUAAAUAAAACUCUAAUCCCAUGUAGUGUGUCGUCUUUCACAAAUGCAAGGGGGAGUAAAAGAAAGAGGGUCGUCCAAGUGAACCAAAGUACCUUGUUAUGAAACCACUAACAGAUCACAGACCAUCACUUUGCUUUGUUUACACCCUGCCUUUCAAUUUUAUAAAUGCCUAAAGUGGUUUAAAAUUCAACAAGGAAUGGUACUGAAGAAACCAAAACAACUGUUUAAGCAGCAAGGGGAAAAGUCAAAGCAUUAAUAUCAGGCAGUAGCAAGAGUCUCAGAGUUUUUUUGUUUUCGUUUUUAACAAUUUUUAUUGGUUUCUAAACAAAUAGAACCAUUAAAUACUUAUCCAGCAGUACAUAUAAUGGUGUUUGUUUUAGCUAGACUGGUGACUGGGAGUGGCCGCCAAGACCAUAUAACACCGGUCCUGAAAGACCUACAUUGGCUCCCAGUACGUUUCGGAGCACAAUUCAAAGUGUUGGUGCUGACCUUUAAAACUCUAGCCUCGGCCCAGUAUACCUGAAGGAGCGUCUCCACCCCCAUCAUUC